AUGAUAGAUAUGGUACAUGUUAAAGAAAAGAAAAACGAUGAAAGUAAAUAUACGAAGUGUGAUGAGAAUAUAAAAUUGAAUGUAGAUUUACAAAGUGAGAUCACUAAUGAGAAUACUUCAAUAAAUCGACUGAUUUCAUCUGACACACAACCACUUGCAAACAUAUCGACAAAGAACAAUAGUCCCCAGGACACUGGUAGCCAACCAGACACACAGGAAGAGCAUAAUGAUAAUUCGAGAUCAUAUAUGGAUGCAAAUGCUUCUCUCAAUUCUACUAUUAUAACCCAGGACAUAAUUGAUAAUAAUGAAAGAAACACCGUAACACAGACUAUUACAUGUGAUGUAAGGAGAGAAUAUUCGGAAAACCACGACAAGAAAAACGUGAAGAAGGAAACAAUUGAAACUCAAGACGACAAUCUGUCAGAUGAAGAGGCAGUACGAAAAGGGCUAGAUUCAAAAAUAUUCGAGAAUAUGCCGCUAUUUGAAGUUACUAGACCAAAAAUCUUAAACGAAGUUGUUGGUCAAACUCAUUUAAUCAAUAAUCAUAAUGGGUCGAUUAAAAAUUUUAUACGAUUGGGAUAUUUACCGUCCAUGAUAUUGCAUGGUCCACCAGGUGUUGGUAAAACUUCCAUCGCCUCGAUUUUGGCUCAGGAAACAGGUUACGUAUUCAUUGAAUUUUCAGCAACCGAUGCUACUGUGAGUGAUUUAAAGGAAUUACUGACUACAAUUGAGAAGGAAAAUCGAAAGAGGUCAAUGAAAGAAAUGGACUAUCUCCGGGUUGUUGUAUUUAUUGACGAGAUCCAUCGAUUUACUAAAACUCAGCAAGAUUUCCUAUUACCGUUUAUUGAACUGGGUGUAUUUACUUUUAUUGGCGCAACAACCUUAAAUCCUGAGGUACGUAUUCGUAGAGCUAUCAUUUCUCGUUGCCAAAUAUUUCAGUUGAAAGCUUUAGAGCCCAAUGAGAUCGACAUGGUGAUUCGAAAGGCCAUAUUGUACGAAAAUAUUAGAAGAAGAGUUUUGUGGAAUCUACGGUCUCUUUCAUAUGACGAUAAUUGUUUAAAUUUAUUAGUGAGACGAUCUAAUGGUGAUACAAGAGCCGCUGUUAAUUUAGUCGAAUUGGUAAGUACUCAUUAUAAUAUAAAGGAUCUAAAAUACCAAGUUGGAAACCAUGAACUGUUUCUAUUAGACUUGAAUACCUUGAAAAGAGCAAUUGAAAGCCUCAAGAUAAAUCUUUCGGGUCUUCAGGACACCAAAAAUUUAAACUUGUUUCUUGAUUUAUACGAUUCAAUGAGACACAUUAAGAAGAAUCGAACUACAGGAUCAAAUUUUCAAAGAGCAUGCCAUAAUACAGAUCCAGUAGGAGCUCGGUUAUCUAAUGAUAUCUUUUCUUCUCCGAACACUGUAUCUGAAAAACUGUCGGUCUAUAAAAUGGAAGUUGAAAAGUAUGGUAUAGGAAAAUCUAAACUCUCAAGUGAUGAAAGCGAAACUAAAUUUAAUGCAAAUAAUAUGGCUAAUGCACUGAUUUGCAAGUCAGAAAAAAACUCAAUAAUAAUGAAAAUUACAAUUCCUAGUGAACGACUUAAAUGUCUGGUGGAAGUGGAUGAUAAACCAUUAAACCUGGAUAGCUGUAGUGAUUACAAUGAAGAAUCUAAAGGGUUUCAAUUUGAUAGAGAGGGAUAUAAUGAUUUGGAAAAAUCAUAUAUUGCUCAAAUGGAAGUAUCUGAUGAUAGUGAUGUAGAGGCUGGCCCUCUAUAUUUUGAUAGAGAGGAGGAUCUACAACCAAUAGAUAUGCAAAAGAUAUCGGUAACUAAAUAUUUUGCUGUAUCUUCAAUAUAUUCUUUGAUAAUGCUUUUGAAUAGAGGAGAAACGCCAUUUUUUAUUGGGAAACAACUAAUUUUAUUCACCGCUAUAUACUUGAAAUCUGAUAACUCAGAUUUGGGUAAAACAAUGGCACUGUUGAAAUCAUUCAAAAACUCCAAUACGGAUAUGUUGACCACUUUAUCAAAUUGUGUUCUUCGACUCACCAGGGCUGAGAAAUUGAGCAGUUUAGAAUCCAGUAAUUUCCUCCUGAACUUGAAAUAUAUAAAGCAAUACUGCUACUUUGAGCUACAAGAACAUGGUAAUAAGAAUACUAAUCAUAUCGGUGCUAACAAUGAUGAAUCAGUAGAAAUUGUAUAUGAUUCAAACCUAGUUGAAGACCUAUUAAAACCGGUUGACGAAACAUCUUUCAAAACUUCUAAACCCAUAUUUGAAAUAGAGAGUCUAGAUGCUUUUAGAAAUUCAAACAAAGAACAGUGUAUGCACAUACCACACGAUAUUGAUGAUAAAGAUGAUGGGUCAGAACAUUCAUAUUCGACUGUAAUCGAUAUUGUGGCAGAUUCACCACCUAAAUUGAAUACAGAUGAAUCAAAAACAAGCGCUUGUCUGGCAUCUCAAAAAUGCCAACAGGAUUCUAAUUCGGAUGAUAGUGAUGCUAAUGAAACUAAUCUUUCACUAAUCAAGAACCCUGAAACACAACUGGAAUAA
Debaryomyces fabryi is the source of this 2526-nucleotide messenger RNA. RefSeq lists its product as uncharacterized. The record is from RefSeq and is a predicted model, not a curated record. The transcript has a single exon. Gene Ontology annotation, biological process: regulation of DNA repair; DNA-templated DNA replication. Bases 1 to 2526 code for a protein of 841 amino acids. Gene Ontology annotation, cellular component: nucleus. NCBI's taxonomy places the organism in Eukaryota, Fungi, Ascomycota, Pichiomycetes, Serinales, Debaryomycetaceae. Gene Ontology annotation, molecular function: ATP hydrolysis activity; ATP binding; enzyme activator activity.